AUUCUUCAUGGUAUCAAGAGCAAAUCUCUAACGAGCCUUGUAUUCAUGUAUUUUUUCCCCGUCUCUUCCCUUCAUCAUCCUCACGAUGACCAUUUCGGAAACCACCACGGAAUAUUACCUGCGCCAAACACAAUAGUCCAAAAACGAAUGUCUGCACACCCUAAAACCAUACUCCUCAUUUGCGAACGUUUUUUGAGAGAGGAGAUUAGAGUCGCUCCUCCCAAGCCUAAAUCAGCCGGCAUCUCUGAAGAAUCCGACACUGUUUUUGUCGUUGUAGAAGGCUUUCUUUGCUCUGGAUGGAAGAAGGUCUAACGUGUAGUUGGUGAAUGACGAGGUGUUGAGGCUGGACUGUGCGAGGAAAUGGGCGAUGAAGUUCGUUUGACGUGGACGGUGAAGGAAGCUGGCCUGAGAGUUAACCAUCGCCAAUUGAAGCCUGACGAUUGGUUGCCUGAGGUAAGUCGGCACUCGAAUAGAUCCUUCGAUCAUCUAAAUGCAAACUUUGGAGUCGUUUUGAACCUGGGAUUUUUUGUGACCUUUUUCUUUGAUGAUGUGAAUCGAGGUGUCCCAUGGAUAGUAUUUCUGCUUGUAGCGGGUUGUGUGCCAUCAACGGGAACCCCAAAGGCCUGGAGCAGAUCUCCAUUGAACUUUCGGAGGAUGGCUCCUCCAGCCCCUAUUCCAUUUUUGAAGGCUGCGUCGGUGACUGCAGUUUGUUUUCAAAGCUCUGUAGGAUGUUGGUGCAGUGGGUGGGUCUGGUUAUGCCUUGGUGAAGAACAGCUCCUAUAUAAGUCAAUGGGAGUUAAUAAGCUGCCCGGUUACUGCUGUGUAUAGGUUGAUGAAACUCUGAAGGUUUCGGAUGGAGAAGGCCGAGCCAUUAAGGAAGAGGAUCACAUCAUCCGCGUAUCCAAGCUGGGAGACAGGACUGGGAUAAUUACCAAUAAGAUAGUGCUUUAUGAGGUUGUUAUCAUAUUGGUUUUGUAAAGCUCUUGUAAAACUUUCAGUUGCUAACAGGAAUAGGUAGGGGAAGGGGGUCCCCCUGUUUGACCCCCCUUCGUGGCUUGAAGAAGACAUGGGGUUGUCCGUUGACCAAG
Cuscuta epithymum is the source of this 1088-nucleotide messenger RNA. The record is from the annotation of a GenBank genome assembly. NCBI's taxonomy places the organism in Eukaryota, Viridiplantae, Streptophyta, Magnoliopsida, Solanales, Convolvulaceae.